AUGGCACAAAAACCUAAGGACCCAUCUCCUUCACAAUCUGAAAACCAAGAUGAUGAAGAAGCCACGUCUCCACAUGUGUCUCCAAGAGGUAAUACUCCACAUAGAUCUCCUUCCCCAACUCAAGAAGUCAACAUUCCAACUCCACCUCCAUCACCUAAACAAUCCCCUCCUAAACCAGAAGAUGUUAAAAUUCCAACUCCACCCCCUUCACCAAAACAAACAACCCCAAAAAUAACACCACCGAAACAGCCAACUCCAACAGCGACACCGAAAGUUCCAGUUUCGGUUGUUCCCACUUCUACAACCGAAACUUCUCUACCACCUCCACCAGUAUCUUCUGUUUCUAUUUCCACAACACCUUUAUCUACUCCAAUCAUUACCCCAGUCACAACCACUACAAUCCCUGAACAAACAGCAAGGGUCAAGGUAUCUAAUACGGGGGCACCUACUGUACCCGGCACCCCUGUCAUCACUAUACCUCCCUUGCCAACCCAAUCAACCGGUUCCAAUGCUACUCUUGAAGGCGACAAUGAUGAUAACCGAUUUUCUUGUAGCAAAACCAUCGAGAAGAUCACUAUUGAUCUCUAUCAGUGGUUUAACAGGGAAGCUCUGAGCAUCCCCAACAUUGACAUGGCUACUGCUCUAGCGGCCUUCAAAAUGGGUCUAAGGAAGGAAUCAGCCUUUUAUGAGGAUCUCAUGAUGACUCCUUUCAAGAGAUUGGACGAAGUUAAGUGUCGAGCAUUGAGGUUCAUAAAGAUUGAAGAGGAUAAAGAAGUCCAAAAGAAGAGCAACCCUUCAAGUCAAUACGAGAAUCCCAAUAGGAAGGCCGAAUCAUCGGCUCCAAGAUCCUACAAAUCAAAGCAUUAUUCUAAACCAGAUCAUCACAAGGUUAACGCCCUCGAAGAUGAAGGAGAGGAAGAGGAACCUCCUAAGUGA
This is a messenger RNA of Lactuca sativa (garden lettuce), 936 nucleotides long. NCBI's taxonomy places the organism in Eukaryota, Viridiplantae, Streptophyta, Magnoliopsida, Asterales, Asteraceae. The record is from RefSeq and is a predicted model, not a curated record.